CUGCUGCGGCUGGCGGCGCGAGGGGAGGGGCGGCACUGGCAAGGGCGGUGGCUCGUGCUGAGGAGGCCGGAGGGCAGGUGGACCUGCGGGCUGGGAGGGCUCCGCGGCCCCUUUACAACUCAUUUUCUUCGCAUCCACCUCCGCAGGGCGGCAGCUGGUGGCGCGAUGGACCUGGCCGGGCUCCUGCUGGACGAAGAAGGCACCUUCUCCCUCACCGGCUUCCAGGACUUUUCGUUCCUCCCGGGACACCAGAAGUUGAGUGCCAGGAUCCGGAGAAGACUUUACUAUGGCUGGGACUGGGAGGCUGACUGUAACCUGGAAGAGCUCUCCAGCCCCAUGGCAGACAUUGCCGUGGAACUGCUCCAGAAGGCAGCCCCCAGCCCUAUUCGCCGUCUCCAGAAGAAAUAUGUAGCCCAUGUGUCCCGGGAGGCGUGCAUCUCCCCGUGCGCUAUGAUGCUAGCUCUGGUGUACAUUGAGCGGCUCCGGCACCGAAACCCGGACUACCUACAGCACGUGUCCUCCUCUGACUUGUUCCUGAUCUCUAUGAUGGUGGCUAGUAAGUACCUCUAUGAUGAAGGGGAGGAGGAGGAGGUCUUCAACGAUGAAUGGGGAGCUGCAGGGGGUGUGGCCGUGCCCGCUCUCAAUGCCCUGGAGAGGGGCUUCCUGAGUGCCAUGGACUGGCGUCUCUACACUGACCCUCGGGAGAUCUUUGAGGUGCUGAGCUGGUUGGAGAGCUGUGUGGCCGAGCAUCAGGGACGACGACGGGGCUGGUACACCUAUACGGACCUGUGUGUGCUGCUGGAGCAGCCGGCCUGGCAGCUGGCCCUGGGCUCCCUCUGCCAUCAGCUGGCAAAGCUGUCCUGCCUACUAGCGAUAGCAUAUGUGAGCAGCGUGGCCCUGGCUGUGGCAUCAGUGGCGGUAAUAUACCAGUCCUUGGGACUGUCCUGCAGCCCUCCACCUGGCCCCCCGGACCUUGGACUGGCCUCCAGGUGCCUCUUGGAACCCUGCAUACCUUCUCCUGUGCCACAGUGCCUGCCGUCUCCUGCCAAUGUCUCCAGCUGCCCGGGAAGCGACAUAAGGCUGCAUUCACUCUGGGACAGUCUUCUGGCCUCAUUGACCCCCCCGCCAUUGCCUCCCCCAGACCCUCCUGCCCCUCCCACUCUUCUCCAUAACUGUCCCCUUUGCCAGAAGCUCCAGAAAGACUUGCCAACCUGUCGUGCCUGCCAGCAUCCCAACCAUACGGCGCCCACAGGGCCCCCAAGUCCCUGGUACCACUCCUACGGCCCGGCUCCGCCCUGGGCCUGGAGCCCCAUGCCCUCCUUGCUCCCACAGCCCCAGGAGUGUUCCCUUUUUGGCAUCAUGGAGCUGGCCCGCCUUAAGUCUUUCAUUUUCCCAGGCUAGGUGGGGUUCAGAGGAAUGCCUGGUGAGGACGUGGGAGUCCCUGAGAGCCUGGAGGAAGAAUGCUUGAUUUAGAUCCUCUCUACCUCUCUGGGUCCUUGGCGGGUCCCCUGUUAUACUGGGUGAGGGGGCUUAAGGGGUGAUGGGGCAGAAGGCCUAAAGGUCACCUGCUCUUUUAGACGUCAGCGGCUGGCUGCUUGGGCCAGCAGCGAUGGUGCCGUGGAAAGAAAGCCUCAGUCCAGUGACCAGGGGCAUGCCGCAGGCGGACAGAGAAGCCCUUGUCUCGUUACCUCCAGACUCUUUCUAGACUAGCUUCUUAGUUCCCUGGGAUGAGAGGGUAAGGUGGGAGAUGAGAGUUGGGGGAGGGAGGUGGGGAGGGAGGGAAUGCUCGCCGGGCUCUGUGUGAUGUCUCUGAGGCAAGAGAGCCAGGGACUGAUUGGGCCGAGGGGAGCGCUGCUGAGCGAAGGCCGGUGAGCGGGGAACCCGACCCACACCUGCCCUGUGGAUGUAGUCUGAAGGAGUCAGGGACUGCGGGACCCUCAGCCUUGCCCUCUGGUCUUCCCACCUUUUCCUUUUAGUACUCUGCUCCUGGGCUUCCAGUUCUUCCAGUUCCUCUCCUGGGUGUUCUCACAGGCCUCUCUGGCCACUGCUUUGUAUCUGGGUUUUUCCACGCUUUUGUAGAACUGAGGUUUCAAUAAACAGUUUUAGUUGCA
Molecule: messenger RNA, 2111 nt
Organism: Phyllostomus hastatus (greater spear-nosed bat)
Lineage: Eukaryota; Metazoa; Chordata; Mammalia; Chiroptera; Phyllostomidae
Gene: CNPPD1
Product: cyclin Pas1/PHO80 domain containing 1
Exons: 8
Coding region: 166-1401 (411 amino acids)
Biological process (GO): regulation of cyclin-dependent protein serine/threonine kinase activity
Cellular component (GO): cyclin-dependent protein kinase holoenzyme complex; nucleus
Molecular function (GO): cyclin-dependent protein serine/threonine kinase regulator activity; protein kinase binding
Source: RefSeq, a predicted model, not a curated record